AUGGAGCAACAUGUUGGUUUCAUAGAGGAAGGAAAGGAAGAGAUGAUAUAUAGGCUCAAGAAGAGCUUAUACGGUUUAAAACAGGCUCCAAGACAGUGGUACAGGAAAUUUGAUAACUUCAUGCAGAGCAAUAGCUAUGGAAGCGUUACCAGCAGCAUGAACUCAAAAAGCAUAGAGGGUGGCCCGCCGUUGUCGACGCCCACAUGUGUUUCAGAUAGGAUCCCCAAUGAUAAUCCUUCUGGAGAUAAUGUUCCGAUGAUUGAUGACAUGAUUAGCAGAUCAGAGAGGAUUCCUGCUUGGUGGCACACUGCUUUAACCGGUGAGGGACAACGGUUUGAGAGUGCGAAGGAAUUAAGAUUGGCUUUACUAUACUAUUCCAUGGCCAAAAAAUUCGAGUACUUGUUUGCUAAGAAUGAACCGAAGCGUAUUCGAGUCUUUUGUCGGUUCAAGGAAGCCCAAAAUUGCCCGUGGAUGUUAUUUGCCUCUCCAACACAAAAUGAGAACAGACUUGAAAUCAAAACCUUCGUGGACAACCACACAUGUGGGAAUUUUGGCAAUAAUGCAGGUCAAUCUAGGGCGUCACGACAAUUCAUUGCGACCCAAGUAUUACCCACGUUAAAGGUCCGACCAGAUUUACGACCUAUCGACGUACAAAAGGAGUUACUAACUUCGUAUGGGCUUAGGGUCGAUUAUAGCAAGAUAUGGUGGGGUAAAGAAAGAGCACAAGAGCAACUAUAUGGUGAUGCCCAUGAGUCCUACGAUCAAUUACGAUGGUAUGUAGAAGAGGUUAAGAAGACAAACCCAGGUAGCUACAUUCAUGUUGAACAAAAUGAGGGGAGGUUUUCAAAGCUAUUCAUCUGUUAUGCCGCCUGCAUAAAUGGGUUUUUGAACGGUUGUAGACCACUUAUAUUUUUGGAUGGUACCUUUCUGAAAGAUCGUUUCAAAGGUUUAUGGUCUAUUCUCUAUGAAAGGCCAUAUCCAUACAACCCUCCACACAAGCUAGUUAUAAUAUCUGAUGCGGAUAAGGGGAUCAGAGAAGCAGUCAGAGAAUAUUUUCCGGAUGCUAUACACUCUAGAUGUGUUCUGCAUCUAGUUGAGAAUUUCAGGAAAAAGUUGCGGGAUUUGAGUUUCAAGGCAAAGGAUACUCGGAUUUUGGGCAACCUUUUGCAAUCUGCUUGUUACAAAUAUACUAAAGCAGAAUGGAAUGACUAUGUGGAGGACAUUAGACUGGCGGACGAACGAGCCUACAAUAUUGUCAUGAACUACGCUCCAGAGAACUGGGCUAACGCAAUUUUCCCCGGAAUUAGAUAUGGUCACGUUACAUCAAAUGUUGCAGAGUCAUUCAACAAAUGGAUACAUGAGGCUAGGCUUCUACGGAUACUACAACUCGUAGAACACAUACGUAAACAGAUUAUGGUUCGCAUGAAUGAGCGACGAUUAAUGGCUGAAAGUUGGAAUGGAUUUCUUUGUCCCAAAGCUGAACUUGUCCUCAAAGAGAACAUGGAAAAUGGGCGUCCAUUGGAUGUGCGUCAAUCUCAUACAAGAUUAUUUGAGCUUUUUAAAAAGAGCUACGAGCCAAUCCUCUACCCCAUCCCCGAUUACGAGAAGCGUAGAGUACCACGGGAGAAGAUACAGAUCCUACCACCAUUAACAACAAAAAGGAAAGGGAGAAAUAAGACCAGGCGUAUCAACAACAGAACAGUUUACACCAGGCCACUUAAAUGCUCUCGAUGUCAUGUGGAAGGUCACAACCGUAAAACAUGUAAUGAAUCUAUUGCUAACUAA
Messenger RNA from Asparagus officinalis (garden asparagus), 1785 nucleotides. RefSeq lists its product as uncharacterized. The transcript has 6 exons. Gene Ontology annotation, biological process: DNA transposition. Bases 1 to 1785 code for a protein of 594 amino acids. Gene Ontology annotation, molecular function: DNA binding; transposase activity. The record is from RefSeq and is a predicted model, not a curated record. NCBI's taxonomy places the organism in Eukaryota, Viridiplantae, Streptophyta, Magnoliopsida, Asparagales, Asparagaceae.